AUGAGCCAGGACACCGAGGUGGACCUGAAGGAGGUGGAGCUGAACGAGCUGGAGCCCGAGAAGCAGCCGAUGAACGCGCCGUCCGGGGCGGCCAUGGCCGCGGUCGUGGCGGGCGGCGCCGAGAAGAACGGGCUGGUGAAGAUCAAGGUGGCCGACGACGAGGCGGAGGCAGCGGCCGCGGCCAAGUUCACCGGCCUGUCCAAGGAGGAGCUGCUGAAGGUGGCGGGCAGCCCCGGCUGGGUGCGCACCCGCUGGGCGCUGCUGGUGCUCUUCUGGCUCGGCUGGCUCGGCAUGCUGGCGGGCGCGGUGGUCAUCAUUGUGCGGGCCCCGCGCUGCCGCGAGCUGCCGGCGCAGAGUUGGUGGCACAAGGGCGCCCUCUACCGCAUCGGCGACCUUCAGGCCUUCCAGGGCCCCGAGGGGGGCGACCUAGCGGGCCUAAAGGAGCAUCUCGAUUACCUGAGCACCCUGAAGGUGAAGGGCUUUGUGCUGGGCCCAAUUCACAAGAACCAGAAGGAUGACCUCGCGGGGACCAACUUGGAACAGAUCGACCCCACUUUUGGCUCCAAGGAAGACUUUGACAAUCUCUUGCAGUCCGCCAAGAAAAAGAGCAUCCAGGUCAUUCUGGACCUCACUCCCAACUACAGGGGUGAGAAUUCGUGGUUCCUCCCCACGGAGGUUAACACUGUGGCCACCAAGAUGCAGGAUGCUCUGAGUUUUUGGCUGCAGGCUGGUGUGGAUGGGUUCCAGGUUCGGAAUGUGGAGCAUCUGACAGAUGCGACUUUGUUCUUGGCUGAGUGGCAGAAUGUGACCAAGAGCUUUAGUGAAGAUAGGCUCUUGAUUGCAGGGACCGAGUCCUCUGACCUUCAGCAGAUUCUGAGCCUGCUUGGAUCCACGAAGGACCUGUUGUUGACGAGCUCAUACCUGUCAAGCCCUGGUUUCAGCGGGAAGCGCAUCGAAUUCCUUGUCACCCAGUUUUUGAACGCCACUGACAAUCGCUGGUGCAGCUGGAGUCUGUCUCAGGCGGGGUUCCUGACUUCCCUUGUGCCGGCUCAUCUCCUCCGCCUCUACCAGCUGCUGCUCUUCACCCUGCCCGGCACCCCGGUUUUCAGCUAUGGAGACGAGAUUGGCCUGGAGGCAGCUGCCCUUCCUGGCCAGCCUGCGAAGGCUCCGUUCAUGCUCUGGGAUGAAUCCAGCUUUCCCAACAUCUCAGGACCUGGAAGUAGCAACAUGACGGUGAAGAGCCAGAAUGAAGACACUGGUUCCCUCCUCUCCCUGUUCCGGAGGCUGAGCGAUCAGCGAGGCAAGGAGCGCUCUCUGCUGCACGGAGACUUCCACGUGCUCUCGUCGGGGCCGGACCUCUUCGCCUACAUCCGCCAAUGGGACCAGAACGAGCGUUUCCUGGUAGUGCUCAACUUCGGGGAGGUGGGCCAGCCUGCCAGGUUGGGGGCCUCUGGUCUGCCGGCCACUGCCAGCCUGCCAGCCAGCGUCGACGUGCUGCUCAGCACCAGGCUAGACCGUGAGGAGGGUGCCUCUCUGGAGCUGGAGCACCUCAACCUGGAGCCCUACGAGGGGCUGUUGCUCCGCUACCCCUAUGUGGCCUGACAGGCAGGACCCACCGCCCCUCCCCUCCCCAGGCCCUUUGGGUCCUGGUUUCUUUUCCUUUUUUUUUUUUUUUUUUAACUGUCACAGAUUACAAUUGAAACCCCAGAUAAGGUGUGUUCUGGCUUCAAAUAAAAGUCACUCCCACUUGGUGA
This is a messenger RNA of Ailuropoda melanoleuca (giant panda), 1754 nucleotides long. It is a transcript of the gene SLC3A2, whose product is annotated as solute carrier family 3 member 2. Gene Ontology annotation, cellular component: apical plasma membrane; basolateral plasma membrane. The record is from RefSeq and is a predicted model, not a curated record. Lineage: Eukaryota; Metazoa; Chordata; Mammalia; Carnivora; Ursidae. The transcript is spliced from 9 exons. Gene Ontology annotation, biological process: L-leucine import across plasma membrane; carbohydrate metabolic process; L-alanine import across plasma membrane. Gene Ontology annotation, molecular function: L-leucine transmembrane transporter activity; aromatic amino acid transmembrane transporter activity; L-alanine transmembrane transporter activity. The coding region runs from base 1 to 1602 and encodes 533 amino acids.